GGGGUCCAGGGGCUCCUGGUCCCGGUUUUACUUGAUGUAACUUUAAUGUAAUAAAGUCGUCCAGUGAUAAUGAGCUGUUACCUGUCCAGGUGAGAGGAGAGGGAGGGGGAGGAGGGGGGAGAUAAGAGUAAUAAAACCAGUCACGUGACGUCAGCAGGUUUUAACGGGCGGAUGAUGGGCAGCGCGCGCAGAUCCUCAGAGCGCGAGGACAGGUGAGGACAGGUGGAGGUGUGACAGGUACACACACACACACACACACACACAGACAGAGCCAGAGCCUCAGACCGGGACCCGGACCCCGACCCUCUCAGGCUGGAGCCGCAGUAUGCGGAGGGGGGCCCCUCUCCUGGGAAGAUGUACGUCAGUUACCUGCAGCUGGACAAGGACCCGGCCAUGUACCCGCACCAGGCCCCGGGGGGCCGCCACCCCGGCCUCAGCCUCAGCCCGCAGACCUUCGCCCCGCCGCAGUACCCGGACUUCCAGUACCACCCGCACCACCACCCGCACCACCACCCGGGGCUGUCCGGGGACCAGCAGGGGGCCCCGGGCCCCGGCGGCUGGAGCUCGGCCUACCCGCCCCCGGUGCCCCCGGCCCGGGAGGACUGGUCCGGGCACCACUACGCUGCUGCGGCGGCGGCCUCCGCCUCCACGGUGCCCGGGGUGGUGGGCCCCGGCCUGGGCUUCAGCCCGCCGGACUUCCCCGGCCAGCCGGCCGCGCUGCUGCCCGGGUCCCUGAACGCCUCCUCCGGCCAGAUGUCCCCCGGGUCCCCGCAGAGGAGGAACCCGUACGACUGGAUCCGCCGGAGCUCCGCACCGCCCGCCAACCCCAACGGGAAGACGCGGACCAAAGAUAAAUACCGGGUUGUUUACACCGACCACCAGCGCCUCGAGCUGGAGAAAGAGUUCCACUACAGCAAAUACAUCACCAUCAGGAGGAAGGCGGAGCUCGCCACCUCGCUGGGCCUCUCCGAGAGACAGGUGAAGAUCUGGUUCCAGAACCGCCGGGCCAAAGAGCGAAAGAUCAACAAGAAGAAGCUCCAGCAGCCGGCGUCCUCCACCACCACGCCCACGCCGCCCACCGCGGGGGGCAGCGGCGGCGGCGCGGGGGGCGGUGGCGGUGGCGGCAACCUCCAUGGGAGCAGCGUUGCCAUGGUGACCAGCAGCAGCGGCGGCGGCAGCAACGGGCUGGUGUCUCCGUCCUCGCUGCCGCUCAACAUCAAAGAGGAGUACUGACACGUUUCACUGGACGCUGGCGGCGGAGGAGUGGACUAAAAUAAUUAUUCUCCCCAAAAGAACUGUUUGGGUCACUUCCUGCGUCUCGCCACGUCAAAACGCCAAAGACAGACUGCUGCUGCUGCAGAAUAAUCUUCUCCUGAUCAGACGUUUUCCUGCCGGAUGUCGUGAACGAACUCUAAACCUCAACGAGUCUGAACGUCGUGUCGACCUCAGGUUGUUUCUACAAGCUGUGUUCUCGCUUUUAACUCCAGCGGAGAUCCCAAAGUUACCAAAAAGACUUCCAUUUGAUGGAAUGAUGCAGAUAUAGAGAAACUCAAAUUUUACAAAUAUUGGAUUGUGGCCGCUCCAUAAACUGCUGAUAUCUGCCCGACAUAUGGCCACAUUCCCUAAAGAGAAGCAAUAAUAAUUAUAUCACAGUGCCAACACGCCCAUAAAGUUUUAAAGCUCAAUUUGUCUCAUUUUUACACGAUGACAGUGAUUUUAAUGAGUUUAAAUGUGCUGCAGGUUAACCCUAUAAAGCCUGAACCUUGAUAAUUGCCAGAAAAUUCAAUUUUUUCAAAAAAAAAAGUGUUUAUUGAAUCUGAUGAUAAAUAAGUAUAAAUUUGCAUAUAUGAAUUCAAAAUUUUAUCAUAUUUGAUACAUCAGGUCCUGUUGUGCAAUUUGUUGUUCACAGUUUGUUUUUCUUGAAUUAACAAAAAACCUAUAAAACGUAACAUUUUUAACCUUUUAAAACUUUCCUUUCAACAUUUACCCCAACAUACAAAAUACAACAUUUCCAUAUAACACAUCAAACAUCUGCUGAAAUUAAGUUUUCACAAAAUUGAUCCCUGGAGGAUUAUCCCGGUACUGCAUGUAUCUGAUUGUAUACAUCAAGUUUUUCAGGAAAAAAAAUAUCACACUGAUAAUGUAGAGGUCUCAAAAACUCUAUCAAAUCAAAUAUGAUACACUUGGCUUUAUAGGGUUAAUAUGUGAAGCCUGAAUAACUCCCAGUCUGACACGUUCUCGGGCUGAUCUUGUGCUGGUUUUUUUAUAUGUUCGUAACCACAAAGACAAAUGCAGUAGGCCUCCAUGGAUGAUUUAAAUCAGUCAGGACCUGAUUUAAUUAAUGUUCUGUGCUCGUCUACUCACACACUCAGUCCGCGUCCACAUAGUGAGCAUAUGUGAGAGAGUCAGACUGAGCCAGAAAUCAAGAUAAAGGACCCCAAAACAAUGUCCUUCGUCCUUAUAAAUGUGUUUUAUUCACCAGCAGCUGUCUGCAGACACUAAUAAUAUGUAUAGGGGGCGAUUUUCCAGCAAAUGUUUGCAU
Centropristis striata (black sea bass) is the source of this 2542-nucleotide messenger RNA. RefSeq names its product homeobox protein CDX-1-like. Gene Ontology annotation, molecular function: RNA polymerase II transcription regulatory region sequence-specific DNA binding; DNA-binding transcription factor activity, RNA polymerase II-specific. NCBI's taxonomy places the organism in Eukaryota, Metazoa, Chordata, Actinopteri, Perciformes, Serranidae. Gene Ontology annotation, cellular component: nucleus. The record is from RefSeq and is a predicted model, not a curated record. Gene Ontology annotation, biological process: animal organ morphogenesis; cell differentiation; regulation of transcription by RNA polymerase II. The transcript has 3 exons. Bases 355 to 1233 code for a protein of 292 amino acids.